CUAUCACUACAUCACUACUUACUGUUUACCGCUACUUACACUCUGUGACUGAAUACAAUAUAAUGGCGAAGUUUGUAUGUGCGGUGCAGGAAGGAUUUUUGUUAACACGGAUCUGCGGCGGUGGGUUAUCCCAUAUUAGAAAUGGAUAUGAAGGCAUCCGUUUUCUGUUUGCACCAGCCGCUUUAGGGUUGGACAACUACAGUGUAAUGAGGGACAGAACAAAAAUACAAUUUGUCAACCUGGCUGAUAAAUUUAGGACCAAAAUGUUGGAGUUUUCAGAUCCAGAUUCAUCAAAUAUGAUUUUCACAGAAGAUCUCAAAAACAUGAUUCAUCUGGCUGAAGAUACAGCUGAUGACUUAAAUUUAGUUUAUAGAAUGAUGAAGAGGUUUAAUCAGCAAAACAAAGAGGUUAGGUUUGGAAGUUACGUUUUUGGCCCAGUGGUCAUGAGGAUGUACUACUUUCUGAAUAAGCCUGAUGAAGCCCUUGAGGUGUUUAAGGACCCUGAUCUGGAAGACUUCUUUGCCCAGCUGGGUACCUACCAAAUUCUUAUGGAUCUUUUGUUUGAAAAUGGAAAAUAUCAAGAUAUCUUAGAUGUUUUUGAAAUUAUAAAACAAAGGCAACAUCAGGAAGCGAAGUAUCCAAAGAAUGUUGUUAUUCUGACAUUUGCAGCAUGUUUCAAGUUGAAUACUGCAGACAGUUUUAAAUAUGGAAUGGACCUGUGGAAAGAACUGAAGGAAAUUGGCCAUAUACCUAUGCGGAGGGCUAUAACAUUUGCUGCAGGUCUGGCACUAAAUCAAAAUGCACCACAUAUAGCAUUUGAAAUAAUUUCUGGCAUGCAUCAACAAAAUUAUGUUACUGUCAGAAAUCUAAAGGUGGCAGCCUUAGCUGAUAUAGGACGACCAGAAGAUGCUCUUCCUAUCCUUCGAAGCGUUCUUGAUGUUGAUGUUCCAUCUCAAAAGAAACAAACUUUCAGUGAAGAAGUGAUCCAGAAACUAAGAGCUUCUGCAGAUAAGACUGGAAAUAAAGAAACCAUUUACGAGUUUCAGCAGAUAGUAAAACGGCUAAGUGAGGGAGGGCACAUCACUGAUGAGGGUUUGGAUGAACAGUUAUGCAUGCAGAUUGCAGAAACAUUCAGAAAUUCAGCUCAGGAGAGGAAUCAGAGAUUUCUGGCAGCUAGCUUUAGUAGACAAGACCAUGGCCGUGCAAGGACAUAUGCACGUCCUGGUUUGAAAGAUAUGUAUUGACCUGGUCUUCACUCUGUGAUGCAAUGAUUAUUAAUUUUUAUAGGAAUAUUAGACUUUCAGCAGAAUCAUUAUCUUGUAUCAUACAAUAAAUUAAACAUGUCAAAUUACUUUCAUGAAUAAAUAAAUUGAGUCCUGACUAUUGUUA
Molecule: messenger RNA, 1389 nt
Organism: Cryptotermes secundus
Lineage: Eukaryota; Metazoa; Arthropoda; Insecta; Blattodea; Kalotermitidae
Product: pentatricopeptide repeat-containing protein 2, mitochondrial
Exons: 8
Coding region: 63-1244 (393 amino acids)
Biological process (GO): regulation of mRNA processing; mitochondrion organization; multicellular organism development
Cellular component (GO): mitochondrion
Molecular function (GO): protein binding; RNA binding
Source: RefSeq, a predicted model, not a curated record